AUGGAACACAUCUUCCCUAUGUCUGCGCCAGACUCGCCCCAGCGUCUCCCCCGACGGAGACCCGAUAACGACGUGGAUUCUCCCCCUAGCCUUCUUAAUAGGCCUUCCAUUCACGUUGGAGAUUUCGAAGAAGUUACGAUCAUCAAUGGUGAUGAUCCCAAGGCAGAUUUUGAUUCUCUAAAUGUCCGCUCCCACCGAGCGAGCGGGAGGCCUGCGGAGGAGGAGAGGUCCGCUUCUCCUCCUUCUUCAAUCAAAGCUUUUGCCUCCGCUCGACGUCGGCCGCGCCGAGAGAUAGGAGCAGAAUGUGAGUUGGAUGUUGAAGAGAAUGGAACUCGAGCCGCGUCUGUCUCGAACCGAAGCCACAACAGCAAGCCCCCGACGGCCGAUUACAGACCGGCAAGCAAUCUGAACCGCAGCUACAACGAAGAUCAGAAGAAAGAGGCAGGGGAUCCCACCGAGGCCGAAACUAGUGGUGAAAACAAUAACAACCAUUCGGAAAGCUCCAAGGAGGAUCUAUACAUCGACUUUGAGUUCCUCGAACAGUUCAUACAGACCGAGCGGGCAUCACGCCAGAACGCUCACAUACAAAAUGAUGCCAUUCCCGGGUUAUCCGAUGACGUUACUGUCUCGCCAGUCGAUCCUGAAUCUGAAAAGCUUCACAGGAUUCAGAGAGGAGGUCGGGCACUUGACCUGAACCGCUUUAGUUUCUUUUCGACCGUUUGGGAGUCCACUGUUCACGCUUCCGAACUAGCCAAUUUAGUCCAGGACGGCGAGAGCCUCAAAAGUCUAUUCGAACAUCCCCGGAAUGAACACUGUGUGUGGUGGCUCAACUGCAACAACCCAACCAAAGAAGAGGUCCAAGGCCUGUGUCAGGCUUUCGGAAUCCAUCCCCUAACCGUGGAAGAUAUUAUCACGCGUGAGGCACGAGAAAAGAUUGAGCUUGUCAGUUCCUAUUACUUUGCCUCUUUUCAGUCUUUCCAUACAGUGAAAUGUGGUGAGAACUUGGAGUAUGAAGGUUUCAAUAUGUAUGUCAUUGUGUUCCGGGAAGGCGUUUUGAGCUUCAGCUUCAUGCCGAAUCCACACGCAACUUCUGUCCGCCGGAAAAUCACCACUCUCAAAGAAUAUAUCUCACUCAGCAGCGAUUGGAUUUGCUAUGCUCUGAUUGAUAACAUCGUCGAUGACUUUGGACCUGUGAUACGCCAGCUCGAACGAGAGGUAGACUCUAUCGACGACAGCGUCUUUUUAAUGCGAGACCGUGAUUCAAGCGAGUUUCUCAGACGUAUUGGAUUGGCUCGCAAGAACUGCAUGGCGCUCAUUCGCCUGAUAGGAGGCAAGGCGGACGUGCUUCGCAGCUUCACCAAGCGCUGCAACGAGGACUAUCCCAAUGCGCCUCACACUGACAUUGGAAUAUAUCUCAGCGAUAUCCAGGACCACGUUGUUACCAUGACGACCAACAUUAUCCAUUUCGAGCAGAUUCUUGCGCGUGCACACAGUAAUUACCUCGCCACGGUUUCUGUCAUGAGUAUCUCCCAGGGGAACAACACGAACAGGAUGCUGAAUAAGAUCACGCUCCUUGCCUCCAUUCUAGUCCCUCUCAAUUUGGUCGGCGCCGUUUUUGGUAUGAAUAUACCUGUUCCUCUUGAGACAGUUGACCGUGAUAACCUAGGGCCAUUUUUUGGUGUCGUUGGAUUCAUGGCGCUGUUUACAUCUUUUAUGCUUGGCUUGGGAAGAUAUCAUGGGCUCAUUUGA
Clonostachys solani is the source of this 1749-nucleotide messenger RNA. NCBI's taxonomy places the organism in Eukaryota, Fungi, Ascomycota, Sordariomycetes, Hypocreales, Bionectriaceae. The record is from the annotation of a GenBank genome assembly.